Messenger RNA from Marmota flaviventris (yellow-bellied marmot), 1965 nucleotides. RefSeq names its product S100 calcium binding protein A13 (gene S100a13). Gene Ontology annotation, molecular function: calcium-dependent protein binding; calcium ion binding. Gene Ontology annotation, cellular component: perinuclear region of cytoplasm. Lineage: Eukaryota; Metazoa; Chordata; Mammalia; Rodentia; Sciuridae. The record is from RefSeq and is a predicted model, not a curated record.
GGGGGUCUGGGCUGAGAAAAGAGCAAGACAAAGGGGACAUCUUGUGAAGGAAGAGUUGGGAGAGGGCUCAGAACCAAGGGUCCUCUCUUCCUGAUAAUCAUGCGGCCCUUGCUCUGCUGCCCCCAGACCUCCCUGGGCCCGGCUCUUGGCAAGGCUAGCAGGGGUGGCAGAGACUGAGUCUGGAAGUGGGUAGGAACAGCUGUUCUCUUCUGUUAUUGUUACUCCAUGGGAGGCAAGGCAAGGCUGUGUCCCUUCCCCAACAAUGAGAGACUGAGGAGACUUGGCAGGGGACUCGUGGGCUCUGUGUGGGAGGGGCUGGUGGCCUGGAAGCUGGGUGAUGGGCUCCCAUUCACUGAGCUCCCAGCUCUAACUCUGACCCUUACUCACCCCGCCUUACCACCUUCCAAACCGUCUCCCCCAGAUUCUGAGCUGCCCCUACCCUAAUUCCUCCCAGGCCCUAAGUGCACCACGAUGCAGAAUGCCAUUGUCACCCCUCCCCCGCUCUUGGGACCCCCUCUGAAGUCCCCUUUCCCCCAAGCUGGCCAGGCCAAGGACCUAGGCCAGGUUGGGCGGGAUACUCACAGUUGGCCUGGGUCUGAGAUGGGAGCGGGUUCUGCACAAAUGGCCGAGGCUGCAAGUGUGGCUCCCGGGCUGUGUGAGAGACCUGUCUUUAGCAGUCCUUCCCCCGCUGCCCCCCCAGCGGCUCCACCCCUUCACAGACACCCAGUGGGGCAAGGGGCCAGGAGAGGACAGAGGCGCCCUCUGUCUCCUGGGCUGGAACAGGCUGCCCUGUGUCUCCUCCCUGGCCUUGGUUGCCUGCCCUCCCACCCCCUGCUGGGUACCAGCGGGGAAGUGCAGGGAGAAGGGAGGGGGAGGUGGGUCCUGGGGGGACACAGAGUCUCACCCCCAGCUCCACUGCACAGCCCCUGGAGCUGGCUGUGACACUGACAGGGAAGGGGAGGGUUUGCAGAGGAAGUCUUAGCCUGGGGCUGGCCACGGGGUCUCGCUCAGUGAGUGACUUAGUCUUGGGACCGCUGAGAUCUCUCAAUCUGGGAUUCUGCUAUGCCGCUGUGGCCUGGGUCCCCCAUGGUGGUGCCGGAGCUUGCAGUCCUUGGAAGGAGUGUGGGCUGCAGUGACCCUUGCAGGGUCUCUGAGGUUUUGUAGAUUGGCCUCUCAGUGCUGAGCUCCAGUUGGAUUUUCAAUUAGUGGUUGUCAUCCCUGCCCCCCUCCCGGUUAGCUUUUGGGGGUGUGGUAGGGCAGCAGCCCCCCAUAAAGGAAGUGAUGGACUCUGGGACCCCUGCUUAAUGGGAUCUGUCCAGGACGCCCCCCCCCCCCAAGCUGGGGAACCUGCGGGAGUGGUCGGGCGGCCAGGCUUCCCAGCCCCAAGGCCAGCGCGGGAGGCGUGACUGGGCGGUCCCCCCUCUGGAGAAUCAGCUAGGAAACUGGACACCUCGGGCUGGGCGUGGCGCCCUCCUCCCCGCAGGCCUUAUAAACCUCGGCCUCGCAUCUCCGCGGCAGCACCCCAUCUCCUACCCUGGUCAGCUGUGUGAGCACAUCAGCUCCAACCCCAGGGGCCUCAUGGCGGACGAGCCACUGACUGAGCUGGAGGCGGCCAUCGAGACAGUGGUCACCACUUUCUUCACCUUUGCAGGGCGGGAAGGCCGGAAGGGCAGCCUCAGCGUCAAUGAGUUUAAGGAACUAGCCACGCAGCAGUUGCCUCACCUGCUCAAGGAUGUGGGCUCCCUAGAUGAGAAGAUGAAGAGCUUGGAUGUGAAUCAGGACUCGGAGCUCAAGUUCAAUGAGUACUGGAGACUGAUUGGGGAGUUGGCCAAGGAAAUCAGGAAGGAGAAGGCGCAGGAGAUCCGGAAGAAGUAGAGCUGCUGGCCGGGAUGGCGGUGGGGAGAGUAGGCCUGGCAGGGCCAGGAGAACCCCUCACUCCCCAAAUAAACCUUCUCCCUCGAAACA